CUCACCGGCCGCGCCAUGCCGCUCCUUCUACUAUCGCCCUACUCGUCAACCGUCCUUCCCCCCCUUCCAGGAUCUCUACCAAUCAACGCUUCCCUUACCCAGCCAGCCAUCCAGCCAGCCAGUCGAAAUCAGCUGACGACUGUUACUGCGGGCAGUUGCUACCACGGCUCCUCAAACGCAACAUUGUUCAGUGUUAGAGAAGAACUGGUAGAAAGUAGUUCUAAGAAGGGCUACUCUGCCGUUGUGUCGAGAGGGGGACGAUCAUUUGAAGCAGUCUUUGUUUAUAUUAAAGGGAAAGGAAGAAAAAUAAUAGACAGCAUGCUAAGUAGCUUGGCAAACUAUUUACUAGGAGGUAAUAUCUCCACAACACAAAAUUCGCGCAAUGCUUCCAAUAGUGAAAGUCUGGAGAAUUUCCCUGUAGUAGCUAGACUCAGUCAGGUGGAGGUCGAGGGCGACGAUUGGAUCCUCAUCGACCGCACUAUACCUUUAGUUGAGGGCGCAACGGCGCUGGAGGAGUCGUGGUAUGUUACACCACCCGCAUGUUUUACACGGGCAGGACCCGUAAAUGUAGAAACCUCACCACUCGAGGAUUUGUUAAUCGAGCACCCAAGUAUGUCUGUCUAUCGAGCGACAACAGUGUCUCCGGUCGCUCCUGAUACUCCACCGCCUACGCCAGACGCUACAGAGGAACGAGACCUCGAAGAGGAUAUUACUCCACCUGCUCGUACCUCAGAUUUAUCCACCGUUUCCUUAGAACGUAGUCUAAGAAGGAGUGAGGAUGACGAUAUAUUAUCCAGACCGGCCAUCCAUGACGGUAGACCUGCCAAUAACCGGACCAAUAGUGACAAAGUCCGAGUCAUUCAGCUUCGUUCCGCUCAAAAGGUUCUUGAGAAAAGAUCUACUCAAGCACUGAAAAGAGGUCGAUUGGAGAGGAGUAACAAACUGAGGGAAGUGUUCAGUGUAAAGGGCAAGCGGCCACGCCGUCAAGACCGUUUACGUCUUCAAAAUAGUGGCGCAAAUAAUAACCGAAAAUGCUAGUCAUUCGAUCUCAGGCCAAGGUGUACUUAAAUUUUUCCUUCUCAAGAAAAAAAAAAGAAAGAAAGAAAAAAGACAAAACGGAGAAAAAAUAAUUCGAUUUAUAUAUUAUUUGAUUUUAAUUUUUGUUAUGGUUAAUUAAUUAAUUAUUCAAGGCGAAUAUAAAAGUGGGAUUGUUCCCUUUACGUGCGAACACGUCGUGGAAAUGUAUGGACGUAUGAGAUAUUUUGAAAAUGAUGAUGUAGAUGUGUGACUGUGGUAAUCUAAGAGUUUCUCGAGUCGCUUUUAUUCACGAUGAACUUAUUAGAUAGUGUCGUCAUGCUUUUGUCCAGUUUUUAAAUCAAUUCUUUUAUCAUAUAGAUAAUGUAGAUAUCAAUAGAUAAUGUUCAAUUAGAACGAAUAUAUGUAAUAGUAUGAUUUGUUGUUUGCUUUGCAAUUGUAAAUACAAGUGAAAGGAUAACAGAGCUCCUUACUUAUUCGAAAAACGCGUAGUAAACUCUGGAAAAAGUUUUAUCGACGCGUUUCAAGUCCUGAUACUCUGAUGCUCCUGUCUACAGUUAGCCUAUAAAUUGCGUGCUCGAACAGACAGGGGUUUGUAACUUCGUUAAAAGACAAAACAUUUGUGCUUUGAAAAUGCAACACUUUCUUUAUCGAGUGUCGGAGCGCCUCUUAUGUGAUGACAUUAUAAAAAAGAAAAAAAAAAAAAAAAAAAAAAAAAGAAAAAAAAAUAGAAAAAAAAAGAAAAAAAAAGAAAAAAAAGAAAGAAAAAAGGAAAAAAAA
Messenger RNA from Vespa mandarinia (Asian giant hornet), 1815 nucleotides. RefSeq names its product Tumor protein p53 inducible nuclear protein (gene TP53INP). The record is from RefSeq and is a predicted model, not a curated record. Gene Ontology annotation, biological process: autophagosome assembly; positive regulation of DNA-templated transcription. Gene Ontology annotation, cellular component: autophagosome; nucleus. NCBI's taxonomy places the organism in Eukaryota, Metazoa, Arthropoda, Insecta, Hymenoptera, Vespidae.